Eufriesea mexicana is the source of this 1320-nucleotide messenger RNA. Its product is annotated as lipase 3. Gene Ontology annotation, molecular function: hydrolase activity, acting on ester bonds. The record is from RefSeq and is a predicted model, not a curated record. Gene Ontology annotation, biological process: lipid metabolic process. Lineage: Eukaryota; Metazoa; Arthropoda; Insecta; Hymenoptera; Apidae.
AUGGACACCUGUACCUGUGUUUCUUUAUAUAGGGCUAUGAAAUUAUUCGAGUUAUUUAAAGAAAGACUACAUGCGGCAAUGCUUAAGAUAUACUUUAUUUUGUACUGUAUGUUACCAGUGAUCUUAGGGGUACCACUUAUAGAGAUACAGUAUGAAUUGAACGAAAUCUCUGAUGUCACAUUUAGUCAUGAAACUCCAACUCCUGAACAACUGGCAAAACAAGCAGGAUAUACAGCAGAAACUCAUGAAGUUAUUACCGAGGACCGGUAUGUUCUGCAAGUGCAUAGAAUUAAGGGAUCGGGAAAGAGCCCACCGUCCAAGAAUAAGCCAGUUGUAUUACUUUUCCAUGGAAUUCUUGACUGUUCAGCUACAUGGCUCCUGUCAGGUCCUGAAAAGGGUUUAGGUUUCAUAUUAGCAGAUUGGGGGUACGAUGUAUGGAUGGCUAAUGCGCGCGGCAAUAGGUAUUCACGAAGACAUUUGGACUGGACUGUCUCAGAUCGAGAAUUUUGGUUGUUCAGUUGGCAUGAAAUCGGGGUGUACGAUUAUCCAGCAACGAUUGAUUACAUUCUCAAUACAACCUGGCAAAAGAAGCUAAUUAUCAUAUCACAUAGCCAGGGUGGAACGGCGUUCUUUGUAAUGGGUAGUGAACGACCAGAGUAUCAGAAGAAAAUUGCGGCUGUCUUUGCUAUGGCCCCAGCAGUCUUCAUGUCUAGAUCAGAAAAUCUCCUUUAUCAGGUGUUAGCUCCUUUUGCUAACGAUAUAAAGGUUCUAACAAGUUUGAUAGGUAUGUAUGAAUUUAAACCGUCAGAUAAACUUAUACAGAUGCUUACAAAAGUGAUGUGUUCCGAUGACGCAAUUACACAACCCGUGUGCACAAACAUUAUAUUCGUAUUUGGUGGCUUUGGUGAUAAAGAACUUAAUAGGACACUAGUGCCUAUUAUUGGGCAAUAUGAUCCUGCUGGUGCAUCUACCAGGCAAUUCGUGCACUAUGGACAAUCAAUCACUACAGGCAAGUUCCGGAAAUUCGAUUAUGGUCUCAUUGGUAACAAAAUGAAGUAUGGUAAGAUUCAACCUCCGAAUUAUAAUCUUGCCAAUAUCAAGAUACCAAUAUAUUUGUAUUACGGUUUGAACGAUGUAUUAGUUAAUGUUGAGGAUUUGCAUCAAUUGUAUGAUCUAUUACCUACUGCUCAGAAAUUUUUAGUGCCAUAUAAAUGUUUCACACAUCUUGACUUCCUAUGGAGCAAGCAUGUAAAUGUUUGGGUAUAUGACAAAAUCCUUAGUCUUAUGGAACGUCACAAAAAUGAAACAUUAAUUGUUUAA